CAGGGUCCGUCCAGUCAGCAUCUGCAGUGUCACUACGCCCUCCCUCUUACGCAAUCAGCAAUGGCCACAUCAUCAGCCAGCAACCCGAGGGUUGGAGUUGCAGCUGUUAUCCAAGGCCCAGAUGGCAAGGUCGUCUUUGGGCGUCGGAAGUCGAGCCAUGGAGCAGGACAAUGGGCCUUCCCAGGCGGACACCUCGAGUACGGCGAGGACUUCAAGCAGUGUGCUGAGCGAGAAACACUCGAGGAGACCGGGCUGAGAGUCAAGGGCCGCAAGGUUGCUCAUGUCACUAAUGACGUCUUCUCGGAUCUUGGCAAGCAUUACAUCACAAUCUUUGUGAUUUGCGAGAUGCUCGACAAGGGAGCACAGCCCGAGCUGCUUGAACCUGAGAAAUGCGAGUCUUGGGUGUGGAAGACCUUUGAUGAGAUCAGGGAGGCGAGAUCAGACGAGCUGUUCCUGCCCAUUCAAAACCUGUUGAAAGAAUUGCCGAGCUUUGACAGCUUCCUUGACUUGGAUGCCUGAACUAGAAUUGUAGAAUUAACUACAGGUCGGCUUCAACCAUAUUAUAUUUUUUAUUCAACUAUUUAUCUAUUCAUUAUCUUCUCAA
Molecule: messenger RNA, 604 nt
Organism: Diaporthe batatas
Lineage: Eukaryota; Fungi; Ascomycota; Sordariomycetes; Diaporthales; Diaporthaceae
Exons: 3
Coding region: 61-519 (152 amino acids)
Biological process (GO): dGTP catabolic process
Cellular component (GO): cytosol
Molecular function (GO): 8-oxo-7,8-dihydrodeoxyguanosine triphosphate pyrophosphatase activity
Source: RefSeq, a predicted model, not a curated record